Messenger RNA from Salvia splendens (bonfire salvia), 3094 nucleotides. RefSeq lists its product as uncharacterized. The transcript has 7 exons. Bases 475 to 3027 code for a protein of 850 amino acids. Lineage: Eukaryota; Viridiplantae; Streptophyta; Magnoliopsida; Lamiales; Lamiaceae. The record is from RefSeq and is a predicted model, not a curated record.
UUUAACCACAAAAACUAUUUUUUCGAGAAUUUGAAUAAAAAAACUAAGCUUUCCACACAAAUCAAACAUAUAAAUAAUAUAUUUGUCUUUACUUUUUCUUUAAAAUCACUCCAAAAAUCAAAUUUUCCCCACUGUCUCAUUUAAUGUUGAUUCAGCGAGUUGUACCAUUCAAAAACACACCCUCACUUCUUCACUGCUUAUUUUCUGACAGGAGUUCUAUCUGCAGCUCCCAACGUUCGAAACCAUUUUUUGUUCUUGCAGCAAUUUACAUUUUUCUUGAUAAAGAAACGAUUUUGGCUCAUAAAAAUUGAAUCUUUGCAAAGAAGGGUCCUCGUUUCAACUCUGCUGCGUCUAAAGAAGAGGCUGUGGUUUUCAUGCCGGUGAAAUCAUUUCUUGGUUUGUUGCAGUGUGAUACAGAAUAUGUUAUUCCAUCUUGUCCCUUAAGUGAUUGUGUUGUAACAUUGGAUUGCAAAGAUGGGAAUCGAGAAGCAAAGCUCCAAGAGUGGUGUUGGUAGCUUCCUCCAACUAUUUGAUUGGAAUGCAAAAUCUCGAAAGAAGUUGUUCUCGAGCAAGUCAGAUUGCCCCGAGAAAUCCAAGCAGAAAAAGAGAUGUGAUGGGAACUUGCCUAUGACACGCCUUGAUAUGAUGGACGAGGAUGAGGUUUCAGCUCGACCAAGUAUGAAAGGAAGUAGCGUUUAUAGUUGUGCUUCAUCUGUUGUAACUGAUGAGGAUUUGUAUGGAAGCAAGGGCCCCGGAGUUGUAGCACGCCUCAUGGGAUUGGAACCCUUGCCAAAAUCCAAUACCCUCGAGCCCUGCACACCGUUUUCCUACAGCCACUCUCUUCCUGGCUCGUACUACCAAUCUAAGACUCUUGAUUAUCGCCAAGACCCUCAGAUCAUGCAGUUGGGCUCCUUGCAGCAGCAGCCCGGUGUCCAAUCUGUCACGGAGCCUAAGUAUCAGAAGGUGAAGCAGAGGCCGAUUGAGAAGUUCCAAACCGAAGUUUUGCCACCAAGAUCAGCUAAAUCGAUACCUAUUACUCAUCACAAGCUCCUUUCUCCUAUAAAAAGCAAGACUUCGAUCCCACCUAAGGAUGCUGCUCACAUCAUGGAAGCAGCUGCUCGGAUUCUUGACACCGGGCCUAAGGUGGUUAAAAAACCGGUGCUGCCAUUGGCUAGUUCGUCUCUGAAAGUAAGGGAUUCGAAGGAGAAGGUCCAAGCAGCACAUAAGCCUUUCCCAAAAGUUUCUGAAGGUUCUCAGAGGUCGAGAGGUGUGAAGAACACUAGGGGAAGCUCUGUUACUAAGAGCUCGAAUAGUGGCUCCGUAGAUGCAAUGUCUGUAAGCAGUUUGCAAGAUUCUGCCGAAGUUACAUCCGCUGUGAAAAGCAAGGGAAAGUCCAUUUCACUUGCACUGCAGGCUAAAGCCAAUGUCCAGAAACGAGAGGGUCUAAGCUCGACUAGGAGCAAGGCUGAAGCGAAUGUUUACAGUCCAAACAUGCUAUUCACGAGUAAGUCGGGGGCACAAAAGAGUACUCCUAACAAGAAGCCAUCCACACACAAGAAUUCUGGUGUGCUCCGACAGAAUAAUCAGAAGCAGAACUGUGUUGCUGAUAAAGGAAAGCCGCCUUUGAAGAAAGCAGUUGGUGGGGAUCAGUCUUUUGUGAGGCGACAGAAUUCCAGUAAACCGUUAGGUACCUCCAAACUGAGCUCUAGGAAGUCGAGCACAGAGACUAGAGAUGACAAAAGCAAUACAUCGUCUUGUAGCUCAGAAAGAGUCACUUGUAAAAAGAGAUCCAUUGAAGGGAAAGUUAUGCAGUCUGCUGAUAUCAUGGAUACACAAAGUGGUGGAGGAUUGGAUGUCAUCUCAUUCACGUUCACUACUCCAUUGAGGACGACUGAGUUUGAAGAAAAUAGAAAGCCCUACCCCGUGGAUUCUCCUAGUAAGAGGAUGAUGCUGAAUGCAGAUGGUAUGGCAGCUUCAAAGUUCACUUUCUCGGGACAUAACGUUAGAGGAGGCGACUCUUUAAGCACGUUUCUAGAGCAGCAACUUAAAGAAUUGGCUCAUAAGGCUGACUUGUCCCAUCAGAAAUCGGGGCCUGUUUCUCUACACAGCUCAAGCGUGCUAGGAGACCAUAAAACGAGAAGCGGAGAUUACUCAUUUGAUCCGUUAGGCCAGCCAGGGUCAAGUUUUCGCACCCUUCGACACUUUGAGGGCAUGAGUGGACAGAAGAACAUAUCACUAGACAGGACAUUUCUCAAUUACCGACAUCCAAGUCCGGUUUCUGUUUUUGAACACUUUUCCUUCACAGAGAGCUGCAAUUCAUCAGAUAGUGCAGAGAGUAAUCGUGGUACAGAAGGUGGUGGAAACAAGUGUACAUCACUUCAAUCCGAGGACUCACUCAGUAGGAAUUCCAUGAACACGUUCCUUUCAUGUGAAGUAGAUUUCGACCUAUCAGACUCAGCUUCUUCAACUUCUGCUGGGACUGUAGCAAAGAGGAGAGAGAUCACCUUAACCUCGGCCAGACAGGGGAAGCUGAAAAGCUGGGAGUUCGACUAUGUUAAGAUGAUGUUAUGUGGCAUUGAGGUUAUGUUUAAAGAUUAUGCUAUGGGAAGAUCUACUGAGAUCAUCAGCCCUCAUAUGUUUGAUCAGCUGGAAAGUUGCAAGAAGUGCUUCGACGGCUCUGAGCUCGUCUCAAGCAUGAGCAGGAGGCUAGUGUUCGACUGUGCGACAGAAUGCUUGGAAACGAGAUGCAGAGGAUAUGCUGCAGGAGGGUAUGAGCUGUGGGCUAAGGGUGUUAGCACAGUGAAGAGGAAGGAGAGACUAGCUGAAGAUGUAUGUAGAGAGAUUUCGAGAUGGGGUGGCAUGGGAGAUUUCAUGGUCGAUGAGCUCGUGGAGAGCGACAUGAGCUGUAGCACAUACGGGAAAUGGCUCGACUACGACAUCGAAAGGUUCGAGCUUGGGUUACAGAUUCAGUCGCGCAUUCUUAAUUCUUUGAUAGAUGAGGUAGUUGCUGAUAUCUUGGUUCUUUAAUAACUUUGAACACCAAUUUCAUCGUAUAGUUUGCUUCGAUUUUUUAUUCCAACUGAUAAUUUUCCUA